Molecule: messenger RNA, 1134 nt
Organism: Acanthosepion pharaonis
Lineage: Eukaryota; Metazoa; Mollusca; Cephalopoda; Sepiida; Sepiidae
Source: the annotation of a GenBank genome assembly
AUGGAUGAGGAAAAAACGGCCGUGGUGUCGGCAGUGAACACUGUCAGCUUAGCCUACUUUAAAGCGGACCCCGCUUUAUUUUUCGCACAGUUAGAGUCGGAGUGCGAACUGAGAGGAAUUACCUCUCAGAAAACAAAAUUUAAUUUAGCGGUCUCCAAGUUGCCUCUCGAAGCUGUCCAGGAGCAUUUGCCCUCUGCGUAUCACGCUGUUUUAGCCGCAGUGGGUGAAGAUGCACCUGUCGAAAAGCUGGCUGAAAUAGCAGAUAAUGUAGCUGACCUAACUUCGGGAUGCACUGCUCCCGUUUCUGCCGUACAGACGCAAGAACCAGAUCCGCUGGCUAAACUUUUGGAGGGACAACGAAGGUUAGAGGCUAGGAUGGAAGACUUAGAGAGACGGUUGCAGAAGGUUAGCAUUCACCGCUCCCAAAGUAGAGGUCGUGCCGUGAACAAGUCGCUCAUCCAGACUUAUGGUCAGAGGUGCCUUACAUUGAAUUUGGGUCUGAGACGGGUUUUCACCCAUUUCUUUGUCCUUGUGGAUGUAGAGAAGGCCAUAUUGAGUGCAGAUUUUUUACACAAAUUUGGUCUUCUCAUUGAUGUUCACAGACGUUGUCUGACAGACCCUAAGACAAAUACUCAUUCGCCGGGAGCCAUUCAUAAUGUAAUUCCAUCAUGUCCUACUGUGGCUAACACAGAAGAUAAUCCUAUGUUCUGUGAGCUCCUAAAAAAGUUCGAGAGCAUUACCAAACCAGCUUUUCGCAAAGAUAGGUUACCCCACAAUAUAACACACCACAUUGCUACUAGCGGUCCUCCUGUUCACAGCCGUCCUCGUCGUCUGGCACCGGAAAAAUUGAGUGUGGCGAAAGCGGAAUUUACCCAAAUGAUGGAACUUGGUAUUAUCCGGCCAUCAAAGAGUAACUGGGCAUCUCCUUUGCACCUGGUACCCAAAAGUGGUGGUACCUGGCGCGCUUGUGGUGAUUAUAGGGCACUCAACUCUGCCACUAAACCUAACCAUUAUCCCAUUCCUCAUAUACAUGAUGUAACGGCCAUCAUUCAGGAUAGCUAUCCAUUUCUCCACCGUACCUCCUCAUCGUGCAUAUCUAUCUAUCUAUCUAUCUAUCUAUCUAUCUAUCUAUAG